UCCCGCCUUUUGUCAACACUUUCACCGUGCGCCUGUGUUUUCAAAUGAUCGUACACAAAACAACAGAACGGCGCCGAAAUUGAUAACAAUUUUUGUAGGCAAUAAAAGAUUACAUUGAAAAACCGGUCAUUGAUAUCAGUUCGAUCAUCACCACGGUCUUCACGAAAAGAAGGAGAAAUAUCGAGAUGAUUUAACAUUGAGAAACAUUGAGAACAUUUUAAAUUGCUAAAUAGAUCACAAAUUAAUCCAACAGUUUUUCAUUUUGUUGAAUGCUUUCGAGAUCGAUUGAGCUAAAUAUGAAGCUCUGCAUGUGACGGGUAUCUGCGAAGCGGUUCGUCAAGAUUAGCUUUGCUUAUCCGCUAAAAAAUAAUCUUUUCGUACAAGGACAAAAUAAAAUCUGCACAAAAUACAUCGUGAUGUGCUAAAAAUGGUUAAUGUGAAAGUCCUAGAAAUAGACCAAUAAACUUUAUAAAUUUUGACUGGUCUCGAAGCCAUUUAGUGUACUGUAGGUGAGAGCAUUGCUCAGCUUAAAUUGUUUGUUUCAAAUUCUUCUUCAUUGUUCAAAUUAAAUUUAUCACAAGAUAAAAUGUCUGGAAAAGACAAUAAAGGAUCAAUUCGUUUUGAGAUUCAAAAUUUUUCUGGCUUGGCGAAGGCGACGGAGCACAAACCAGUGCAAAUUGGACACGUAGAAUGGAUUCUUGGAGCAUUCACAAGCACUUCCGACGCUACGAACAAUGCUAAACAUCUCGGAAUUCACCUGAAAUGCAACGAGGAACUGCGCAGCAACUUGUGGUCCUGCGAUGCGUCAAUUCGUUUUUCACUUCUGAGACUCAAUUCAAACGAGGAUGAUGACGCGUUUUCGAUGGAGUUUCAGCAAAAGUUCGACGACUUGAACAAGAUUGUGGUGGUCAACAAUUUUAAAAAUUGGGAGGAAGCCAUCUGCUACGAUAAUCGAUUUGUGCUCGAUAAGCAUGCCGUUCUUGAAGUCCAAAUUACUGUCAACAAGAUUGCCGGAAUUCAUGAGAGGAUUAUCGAGACUUUCGAUCAACCCAAGGAACAUCUUACCGAUGUUGUGCUGGUGCUUGAAGGAAAACAUGUCCAUGUUGGCAAGCAAGUGCUCGCAACGAGCUCGCAAUUCUUCCAAAAAAUGUUCUAUUCGAAUUUCGCCGAAAAGACACAGGCUGAGAUCAAAAUCGAUGAUGUGACCCACUCUGAGUUUAUCGAUUUGCUCAAUGUGAUCUACCCCACUCACAUGCUCAUUAAUAGUUCCAACGUGUCUCACUUGCUCAAGCUGAGCGAUAGAUUCGCGGUGCCAAGAGUUCUGGAAAAGGCUGAAACGUUUUUGAUUUUGGACCAAAAGACCCACUUGAUCGACAAGCUGAAGUUCGCCGAAGUCUACAGACUCUCAAGGCUUCAAAAUGCAUGCCUUUCGCAAUUGGAGACCAGCGAAGAUGUUACUGCGUUGAAGCAUCACGAAAAUUAUAAAUCUCUCGAUCAUAUAACCUACAAUGCGUUGCUUCAGAAGCUCAUUGAUCUUUUGGAAGAUUAGCUCCAAGCUUUGUUGAAUUUGUUGUUGAUAAAUUCUGUUGUUG
This is a messenger RNA of Caenorhabditis elegans, 1592 nucleotides long. It is a transcript of the gene bath-36, whose product is annotated as BTB and MATH domain-containing protein 36. NCBI's taxonomy places the organism in Eukaryota, Metazoa, Nematoda, Chromadorea, Rhabditida, Rhabditidae. The record is from RefSeq and is marked reviewed.